Messenger RNA from Mytilinidion resinicola, 1251 nucleotides. Its product is annotated as putative FAD-dependent monooxygenase. Lineage: Eukaryota; Fungi; Ascomycota; Dothideomycetes; Mytilinidiales; Mytilinidiaceae. The transcript has 5 exons. The record is from RefSeq and is a predicted model, not a curated record. The coding region runs from base 1 to 1251 and encodes 416 amino acids. Gene Ontology annotation, molecular function: FAD binding.
AUGCCUGCUAUCUCUCCUCUCAGAGUUGUCAUUGUAGGCGGGAGCGUCACCGGGUUGACGCUCGCAAACUGCUUUGAGAAGGCAGGUAUAGACUAUGUCUUACUUGAGAAGGGGACAAAUAUUGUCUAUGAGGGCGGUGCAAGCAUUGGGCUAAUGGCCAAUGGCUUGCGCAUUAUGGACCAGCUCGACGUGUUCGAGGCCAUUCGCAAGACCACAGAACCCUUGGCCGUAACGUAUCACAGGACUCCAGACGGAAUCCCUUAUGGCUCUUCUAACUACAUGCACUCGCUCGAAGAGAGGCACGGCUAUCCCUCUCUCUUUUUCGAACGGCAAGAACUUCUGCAGAUCUUAUGCAACCGGAUUUCGCGGGAGUCAAAUGUGCACACUGCGAGGAAAGUAGUGGAAAUUCAGACCAAUGAACUCGGCGUGAAAGUGAUUACUGCUGAGGGCGACGUCUAUGAAGGAGAUAUUGUGGUCGGAGCCGAUGGUGUGAACAGCGCAGUCAGGCGCUGCAUGUGGAAAGACGUGGAACCAAAACAUCCAACACUAGUGAAGAAAGAAUCCACAGGUGCUUGGCCAGCUCUGUUCUCCGAAUACUGCUGCAUAUUUGGCAUUUCAACUGUAACCGAAUCUUACGAUGGCUUCUCUCCAGGUGUGAGUAACAUUGUAUACGACCGAGAUAUUGCAUUAGGAGCGAUUAUUGGUAUUAACGGAAAGGUAUUCUGGUUUAUCUUCAUCAAGAUGGACGCGAAAUAUUAUGCCCCAAAUAUACCACGCUUCACACCGGCAGAUGCAGAGGCCUUGGCAGAAAAGCACAAGCACAGGAAAAUAUCAAAAGAUGCCACCUUUGAUGACUUGUGGCGAACUCGAUCGAGAUGCACUAUAGUAGCCCUCGAGGAAGGUGUAACUGGGACCUGGUUCAAUAACAGAACGGUUCUAGUAGGAGAUUCGGCACACAAGAUGACGCCCAACGCUGGACAAGGAGGCAACACGGCAAUCGAGAGUGCUGCUCUUCUUACCAAUCUACUGUACCGUGCCCGAGCUGAGAAGCAUGGCGCACCUUUCGCAACGGAAGAUUUCACAAAGAUUUUCGCGGGAUACCAGACGCGGCAGAAGCCGAGGGCUGAUACCAUGUUCGAAGCUUCCAACCUGUUGACUCGACUUCAGACUCAUGAGACCGGCCCUCUGGGGUUUCUAGCGACAUAUGGACUGCCUAUCCUUGGGAAACUAAGCACUGCAGCUAUCUCUUGA